This is a messenger RNA of Closterium sp. Naga37s-1, 663 nucleotides long. NCBI's taxonomy places the organism in Eukaryota, Viridiplantae, Streptophyta, Zygnematophyceae, Desmidiales, Closteriaceae. The record is from the annotation of a GenBank genome assembly.
AUGGACCUCUUAUUUGGAAAAAAGAAGACGCCAUCAGAGAUCCUGCGGGAGAACAAGCGCAUGCUGGACCGGUCGAUACGGGAGCUGGACCGCGAGCGGGCGCAGCUGCAGCAGCAGGAGAAGAAGCUCGUGGCUGAUAUCAAGAAGUCGGCGAAGCAAGGACAGAUGCAGCAGGAGAAGAAGCUCGUGGCUGACAUCAAGAAGUCGGCGAAGGAAGGGCAGAUGGGUGCGGUGCGGGUGAUGGCCAAGGAUCUCAUCCGCACGCGGCAUCAGAUCACCAAGUUCUACGGGCUCAAGUCCCAGCUGCAGGGCGUGUCCCUGCGGAUACAGACCCUCAAGUCCACCCAGGCUAUGGCAGACGCUAUGAAGGGGGUGACCAAGGCCAUGCGAUCCAUGAACAAGCAGCUCAACCUGCCCGCCAUGCAGAAGGUGAUGCGGGAGUUUGAGAUGGCGAAUGAGCGCAUGGAGAUGACGUCAGAGAUGAUGGGUGACGCCAUAGACGAUGCCAUGGAGGGCGACGAGGAGGAGGAGGAGACGGAGGAGCUGAUCAACGAGGUGCUGGAUGAGAUUGGCAUCGACAUCAACCAGCAGGUGCGUGCUGCUGCCUGCAUGCUGGUGCAACAGUUGUAUGCUCUCUGGAUGGCCAGCAGUUGGAUGUUCUAG